GAUAUUUUCGACAUUGACGGCUGAAUAUGGAUCGUCUUGUUUGCCGCUUGCUGAUUGUUCUAGCGAUUAGGAUAACGGACGUACUCAGUGGCAAACGCACAUGCGACGACAACCAAAUCUUCACAGAUAGUGCGGGAGUGAAGCUCUGCUACGUCAUACACAAGCCCUCCUCAAAAAUCAAAGGUCAGGAGGUUGAGAGUACAUGCUUGUCCCUCGGUGGAAAACCAGCCGCUCUUGACACGAGGGAAAAGAUAGAUUUUAUAACGAGCCGCCCGAGUAAUUGGUUUAGUGAUAAAGUCGACAAGUUUUGGAUCGGAGCACGGACCAGAUGGGCCUGGCUCGGGACUAACACAGAGGCAACAUAUACCAAUUGGUUCUCUCAAAAUGAAACCACGGAGUAUGAAGAGUACUGUGCGUAUCUGCACAAUGCAGCGUGGAAGUCGGACAAGUGUGAUAAGAGACAUGGAUAUAUAUGCGAAAUCGCGGAAUCGUCACAAGGCGCAUGUCCAAGCGGCUAUACGUCCAACAACAGUGGAAGUUGUUUCAAAGUUUCUAAUUCAAAGGAGAAAUAUGAAAAAGUAGCCAAAUUCUGCGGAGAUGAUGGUGGUUACCUGGCAAAGUUAGACAGCAAGGACAAGAAUCUACACAUCAUCACGAGAAUAGGUUCAACAGCUGACAGCUUCUGGUUUGGCCUCGACCGAGUCUAUACCUGGUUCUGGUUCAACACGGGGGCGGUGGUACUGAACGACACAGCUCGCUGGAAAUCGGGGGAGCCUGCAUCUGAUUGGAACAAGAAUUGUGCAGUGAAAGUAGAAGUUAGCAAGAAUUUUGAAUGGAAGACAGAGAAGUGCGACCAUGGAGAGGAUGCGGUUUUGUGUGAACACGUUCCAUGUAUCACAAAUAGCGUCAUAGAGGCUACCCUCUUCAAAACAAGAUACCGCAACAUGAAACUCAUAAUCAACAACAAGAGCAGGCGGGUUCAACACAAGGCGCGUAGUCCUCUGGAGUGUGUUUCCUUGUGUUUGGUAUUUUACCAGUGUGAGUGCAGCGCGGUGGAGUACCAAUGGAAACAUGAUCUUAAGUGCGCUAUGAUUGUUGGUGAUACGGAGACUACAAGCCAACACACUAGUCCUGCUACGGACACUGACAUAUACGCUCCAUAGGCUAAACCAUUUAUCAUUGUAUACAUAGGUACAGUUCAACUGGACAUGUUACAAUGUGCAAGAAAUCUUGAUCUGCAGAAUGGCUCUCCGGGAACAAAAGUUUUCAUUGUGGUAAUUGUUAAAUAGAAAAUACAAUGGUCGCCUGGUCUGACCAUAGGUUCCAAAUUCCGGUUUUCGUCGGACAAAGCAUAGCUUAGUUUUUAUA
Lineus longissimus is the source of this 1368-nucleotide messenger RNA. Its product is annotated as C-type lectin domain-containing protein 38-like. Gene Ontology annotation, molecular function: signaling receptor activity. The record is from RefSeq and is a predicted model, not a curated record. The transcript has 6 exons. NCBI's taxonomy places the organism in Eukaryota, Metazoa, Nemertea, Pilidiophora, Heteronemertea, Lineidae. Bases 27 to 1163 code for a protein of 378 amino acids.